This is a messenger RNA of Cygnus olor (mute swan), 5108 nucleotides long. RefSeq names its product ethanolaminephosphotransferase 1-like. Lineage: Eukaryota; Metazoa; Chordata; Aves; Anseriformes; Anatidae. The transcript is spliced from 10 exons. The record is from RefSeq and is a predicted model, not a curated record. Gene Ontology annotation, biological process: phosphatidylethanolamine biosynthetic process. Gene Ontology annotation, cellular component: Golgi apparatus; endoplasmic reticulum membrane. Bases 45 to 1211 code for a protein of 388 amino acids. Gene Ontology annotation, molecular function: ethanolaminephosphotransferase activity.
GCCCGGCCCGGCCCGGCCCUGCCUUCCCCGCCCGCUGCGGCGCGAUGUGGCGGCGGCGGUAUGUCAGCGCCCGGCAGCUGGACGGCUUCCGCCACUACAAGUACAAUGCUGUGGAUACAAAUCCUUUAUCUGUGUAUGUUAUGCAGCCCAUCUGGAACAAAAUUAUUAAGAUAGUGCCUUUGUGGAUUGCUCCCAACCUGCUAACAUUCUCUGGAUUUGUCAUGAUUUUAGUUAAUUAUUUUCUAAUAUCUUUUUAUGACUGGGACUACACUGCCUCAGGUACCAGUCCUGGACUUGUUCCAACCUGGGUGUGGCUGUUCAGUGCUUUUACCACCUUUUGUGCUUAUGCUUUAGACUCCAUAGACGGGAAACAUGCUCGAAGGACUCAGUCCAGUAGUCCUCUGGGAGAACUAUUUGACCAUGGGCUGGAUAGCUGGGCUACCUCCAUUUUUGUGCUCUCUUUUUUUUCUGUCUGUUCCCGUGACAAUGGGAAGACUGGAGUUUCUGUAUAUACAAUGUAUAUGUAUUUAAGCAUUGUCUUGUUUAACUUUAUGUGUUCACACUGGGAGAAAUAUAACACGGGAGUUCUUUUUCUUCCUUGGGGAUACGAUCUAAGCCAAGUGGUCUUAAUAACAGCAUAUCUGCUCACUGGUCUUGUUGGUGUGGAAGUUUGGCAGAAGCCUUUCCUGUUUGGUUAUUACAUUACAGAUGUAUUAGUAAUCUUGCUUAUAGGCUUCAGUUUACUUCUUUCAUUUCCACAAACACUCUACAACAUUCACAGAGCACAUCUAAAGAAAACACUGAAGAAUGGUUCUUUGUAUGAAGGACUCCUACCUCUUGUGUCACCUCUGUUGCUAUUCGUUCUUCUUACAGUCUGGGUGGUUUUAUCUCCAGGCAACAUAUUAGCAAAGCAACCAAGAUUGUUUUUAUGGAUGGUUGGGGUUACUUUCUCAAAUGUUAUUUGCAAAGUCAUCGUCUGCCAGAUGAGCAGCACCCGGCCCGAGCUGCUCCACUGGUUCCUGUUCCCCUUGGCGCUGGUGGUCUACGCAGCCAUCUCAGGGCUGCUGGGCUGGGCAGAAGAAGCGGUGCUGGCCGCGUUCACCACGCUGGUCACGGCGGCUCAUGUGCACUACGGCAUCUGCGUGGGGAGGCAGCUGAGCGAACACUUCAACAUUUACAUCUUUUCCCUGAAGAAACGCAUCCAAGAAUGAACACCUGCACUACGGUCAGACUGUAACACUUGACAUGGAGAUUUCCAGCUCUUUUGAUGUGAUAAAUAGUGGAAUUAAUCUGAUUAAAAUAACCAAAGAAUAGAAUAGUCCAGAUACUCAAACAACUGCGACAACGAGCUAUGCAGCAAGAUGCUUCAUCUCAGAGGAAAAUUCCUGUCCAGCAGAGACGUGUUUACCAAGUUAUGCUGCUGCUAAUAUUUGUUCUCUUCCCUAAUGCCGUGUCACCUUCUCUGAAGCUUUUGUCUUCCUCCUCCUUGCCACUGUGCCCGAAGCCCUCGAUAAAGCCAUGCUGGGUUACGUGGGAUCCUUGGUGUUUUAUAACCAGAACUGGUUUUGCCCAGGCUCUUCACCAGUGAGACCCCAGCAACGCAAACCCACCCACUACGUCCUUCCCACUCAGACAUCUGUGCCUGCUGCAGUUUCCAUAUUUGUUUUCUCACAACUCAGUUCUUCCACGCAGUCUCCUGAAGGGCUUACGCACAUUCGGUCUUUUCUUCACCUCAAACGAAUGUGUGAAGAGACUGAGAUCAGAAAGCUAUGGGCACACUGAAUUAUUUUUGAAAUGCAGGAUCCCUCCCCCCCCAGCAUUAAGAUGAAACUCAGCUGACCUGUAUCUGUCCAAAAUGCAGGCUCCAUACCGGAGGCGCUUGCUUUUAUACUUCUUUUCUAUGCAGUAACAAGCACAUUGUUGAUAUUUAAGUAGCAACAAGCAAUAUGCCCUACAAAGGUAACCAGCUGAGAAUAAAUUUUGCCAACAAAUGCUUGAAUAUGCUCAUAUUUCACUGCAAAGCACACAGCUUUAUAAACCAUGAAACGAGCAGUGAAAAAGGAGCCAGCCACGCACGUUCUAAAUAUUUUCGAACCUCGUCUAUCAGUGCAAAAUGCUAAGCAAACAAUUAUUUGCCUGUGUUCUUGAAACAAAUUCUUGUGGUUUCAGAUAAUGACAAAAAAAAAACAAAAACAAAAACAAAAACCAACCAAAUCAGACAAGAGCUUUUUUUUUUUUUUUUUGACAUUACAGAUUUGCAUGCAGAUGUAAACUGUUCUCUCCAUCUAUAACACAUGUGGGCUUUCUGUGUGCCUUGGAGGAAGAGCUAGGAAUUUGAGUUUUAUCUCUUUUCAUAUGCUGCCCUAGCCAAAGGGGCUUUGUGGCCUUGAAGCACUAAUGAAACAAUCUGUCCACUUUCCCCAAGGUAAGCAUUAUAUUAUAUUUCUUGCACAGAAGGGUGAGACUGACUGACUGGCAUGUUUAUUAAAUUGUUAAGUAUCUCACUCGCCAGAAGCAGGGCAGAAACACAGGUGUUGAGCCACUAAACUUUGGGUUCACCUUUUCCAGUUCUUAGACCUUUUUCUUCCUGGCUUUAUCACUGGCCUGAUCACUUUUCCCCCAGUUAACAUGCUCGUACAUCAGUAAGAGUAUUACAAUUUUCGGAUGACCACCACCUAGUCGUACCUUCCACCUGCACGUUAUGCGAACAACCUCAGUUUAAGGUUGCCUGUCACAGUAGUUGGCCCACCACGAUGUUGGUAGGGCAGACUUCCCCUGGCAGCAGCUACGAGUCUGAGGCAGGCAUGCACCGAGAAAUCUCACUGUUUGAUGAAGUUAAGUAUUAAUUCAGAUAAAAGAUACACUGAUAUAAAAGCCUAACCUGCUUCAAUAUUUUUAACCUGUCCAUCAAAAGUAUCCGGAGGAAGCCCUGACAAGAAUAAGAAUACAAUAAACAAAAAUACCUCUGGAUUGCAAGUGGUUGUACUGGAGGAACUCUGUGGACAGGCUUUCCUUUUCCCUCUAUUUUGCACUUAUUUAUAAAAGCAGUUGGAAAUAAGGGGCACAGAAGCUGCACAAUUUGGUACACUGUAAUGGAGUAUUUUGAAAUAUUGCAUUAAAUGAAAUUAUGAAACUUGAACUGCCACAAGCUGCCUGCACUUGUACCUUUCUAAACAGAAAUAUAGCAUCACUUUAAAAGGAAAUCAAGCUCCAGACAGCUUUUUUGUAUUCCACAUGGAGACACGGCAAAUAUUUUUUUUUUCUUUUGAAAGUAACUUGUCACUACAAUCUCUACAAAGACAAGUAUAAACAGAGAUCAUGUAAUGCACGGUGUACAUACUGAGUUGUUAGCCAUCUCAGAUGGUAACUGGUUCAAUGAAAGGGAAUAAAAACACUUUGUUCAUACGGCAGUGUGGUCAGAUUUAUUUUGCAAAGUCAGAUAAUGGUAUGAAGAUGACCAGAGCUUGGUUUAAGAACAAUUUGUUAUGGCCAAAAAGUUAAGUCAGAAAGUUUUCUUUUGAACUAUUUGAACUGGAAGAUGUAUUACUUCCAUUUUAUGCUCUUGAGCAUUCACACAAGCCCAAAGACAUGCCUCCCCCACGUCUUACGAAAAGCAAUACAACUAGCUCUGCUCACGCAGGUUUGGGUGCCCGGGUUGGAAAUUGGCUCCUCUGGUCCCUGCUUCACCUACCCCCAUAUCAGAAAUGUUCCCAAAGCGGGGCCGGACCCCUGCCCUGGGGUACCCGGAGGUAGUGGGAGGAUGGGAGGAGCUGGUCUGACCUCAGGGUGGUGGCACACAGCCAGGUGGCUCCAACCUGUGGCAGAAAGGCCUAAAACAGGUGACUUUUAGGUACUGCAAGGAAGAUUCAUCCCUGAAUCCUUAGCCCUUACAAAAGGUCACUGGGUGCUUCAGUGCCUUUGCUGUUGUGCCCUUUCCACCUCCCAGCUCCCUUAAGUUUUGCUUUUGAUGUACCAAAACUAAGUGACGCUACAGGAGAUUUAGUACCCUGAAAUUGGAAAGCAUUUGCCAUAAAAAAGAAUGUUCUGUUUACAUGUACAUAUAUAUAUAUACACACAUAUAUACAUGCAUACAUGCACCUUUUUAUUUGUUUGGUUUUGGUAGAAAGUGAUACAGUUGCUGGGCUCUUGGGGAAAUAAAUAGACACUACCUGCAGACACAGGAUAAGUGAACUUAUUUUUUUUUAAAGCAGCUGUCUUUUUCUUCCUGCUCCCAUAUGCACUCGGUAACGAAGCAAGUAAAUAUAUGUAUUUUAAACAGAAAAGUAUUAUUUUAGGAUGUUCUGAAGUCUCUAGAGCUAGACAGAUUUUAACAUAUUUUUUUUUAUUAAAUAUGUAAAAAGAUAAACGCAAGUCAAGUUAUUCACAUAUUCAGACAAAAAUCUACUCUACCAUGCGACAAUUUGUGGAUAAUGUAAAAUGACUGAUACAUCUGGAUAAGACUUUUUGUAUCUAUUAUGUCAUUACUUAUCUAUUUAUAAUUAACAAUACAUAUGUUUACAUUCCUUUCAGUUUACAUUUAAUAUAUAACCAAAGCUUUAUGGUGUGCUAUUUAGUAAAGGUAAUUACAAAUGCAUAUUAAAACCAUAACGGAAUAACGGGUUACUCGCAGGGGGGUGGGAGGAGAAGGACAACUCUUUCCCCUUUCAGAGCAUCGCUCUCCCCUCAGCACAGCCACAUUUCUAGUGCCCAAGAGGUAAUUUACUGCCCCGGCUCCCUGCAUCAGUCACUUCCUCCUUGACACAAGCAGCAAGAGCACUACACUCCUCAGACCAAAACCAGGAUGUAGAGAACUUAAGGAAAUGAAGUUCAGCUGUUGUUGUUGUCGUUCUUUAAAUGUGCUUCAAAGAGAAAAGUUCAGAGGCACCACAGCCUGACUAUGAACCCCUGGGAGCUCAACAACCCAACUGUCUGCACCUUCAGAGAAGCAUUUUCUCUUGAAGUGCUCUCCCUGCACCUGCUCGAAUAUUAGCAGGAGGACAAACUGCAGUAAUCAGACUGCUGCUGAUGAUUAGGUUUAUAGCCUGAUCCCAAACUCCUUGCCCCAUCAGAAAUCCCCUACAGGUUAAAGGACGUUCUGGAGACUGGAA